AUGGUGGAGCUCGAGGCUCUAGAGCGAGGUGACUGGAAGACACUCAAGGAGGAUGUCUCCGAAAGCGUGGUCGAUUCAACAGGGAUUGAGCUGGAUCUGAACCAGCCUGCUUCGAACUCAGCACGGCUUCUUGGCGCCUCUCAGCCUUUCACCUUGCGCGUCUUCGCCAUGAGCGGCCAGUGCCUCAUAGAGUUGGAGAUCCGGCCGCCGGAAGUGCCAAGGAUGGAAGAGCUGGCAGCACGGGUUAGCGCAGCCAUGAAGGUCUCUGCUGGAAGGGUGUCCCUCUUGAGCGGCACCGACAAGUUGCAACUCAGCCAGGACAUUUCCGUGCUCCCGAGGCAAGACGAUGAUCUUCUCGAGCUGCAUGCUAUCGCGGACGAGCUUGGCACCCGGCAAUUGGAGAUGCGGCCGGGAAGAGUGACUGCAGUGCAGCUUCAGGCGCCGACGAGGCUUCAGGUGGAGUUUGCACCCGGGGAAAUCUCGGAGCAGCACGCGCUGUCUCUGUCUUACAAGCACACGGUCGUCGUCAGGUCUGACAUCCCCAAGCUCGUGUACUCGACUCAAGUCGCGGGUGAGACCGACAUCGAAGUGUCCUCCAUGACGUUGCUUGCCACACUGCCGCUCAGCGCAUUGCAGGAGUUGUUGCUCACGCGCCUCAGCGUGAGCAUCCGGACAGAGGCGAUGAUGCCACCCGCAGGUGAGCGGACGUACCCCCGCCUCAUGGCUUUUCGAGAGUCGCAGUUCGAGAGGUGCAGCGUGCACAACGGCAACGAGCUCGUUUGGCUUGUCGGAAAGCUCGCAGCCUAUUGGGUCUUGGACUUCAUCGCGCUGCUGAUGUCUGCCAUUGUCGCCAUUGUGGAACUGGUUACAGGGAGCCCUUUGUUUGGGGCUUUGCUGGCAGCCUCCCUCUGGCUUCCCGGCUUCAUCUGGGCCUGCAGGUACCAGGCAUAUACCUUCGAUCGGAAGUUCGUGGGCAUUGGCGCCAUCAUGGUUUUGCCUGUCUGCUGUGCGAGCUGUUGCUGUGGGAUUGUGUGGCUUUGGGUUCCCUUGGGACUCCUGGCGGGCACCUUAGUGGUCAGCGGCUGGCACUUCUUGGGCCUGCUGCGGGUCCUUUGCAAGGAGGACAUCCCCUUGCCCUUCGAUUUGGAGAAGCUGUACUUGUUCGAGCUGUACAAGCGCGACGUGCGGCUCUUCAGCGACCUCCCGCGAUUGAUCCUACUGGCCAUGGUCUUCGCAAGGCAGCCAGGGAGUCGGUUCGAAAGCCUCGCCGGGCUGCUUGCUACAGUGCUGGCGGGAUCGGUCUCGCUGCUGCGCCAUCGACGAGCACUUUUCGAUGAAGCGUUUGAGCACUUCGAUGAUGUGACGAUGGAGCAGCUUUCCGACUGA
Messenger RNA from Symbiodinium sp. CCMP2456, 1386 nucleotides. The record is from the annotation of a GenBank genome assembly. Lineage: Eukaryota; Dinophyceae; Suessiales; Symbiodiniaceae.